This is a messenger RNA of Cydia amplana, 363 nucleotides long. RefSeq lists its product as uncharacterized. The transcript has 3 exons. NCBI's taxonomy places the organism in Eukaryota, Metazoa, Arthropoda, Insecta, Lepidoptera, Tortricidae. The record is from RefSeq and is a predicted model, not a curated record. The coding region runs from base 1 to 336 and encodes 111 amino acids.
AUGUUUAAAAUAACGGCUAUAGUGUCUUUGAUGCUUAUCGGAAGCACGGUAUGGGGUACAUUUUCGUGCGACUCUUGCGGCAACGAAUGCGUGAAGGCGUGCGGUACCAAACACUUUAGGGCAUGCUGCUUCAAUUAUCUCAGGAAGAAACGGGGACCCGAACAUGUCAAGUUCUGGACCCCAAGCGGAAUGGAGGUGAAAAUGGACUCGCCCUACAAGACCAAACUACCUAUCAUAGCCGUCGAAACGUUACCCGACUUCUUCGGAGAGCUGUCCAAGGAUUUUGAACCUAACCCCUUCGAAGAUAUGGUUGAUACUAGAAUGUAUGAGGUUUAAGCUGUUUUGAUUAGGCUGCAAUACUCU